ACACGUGCGGACAAGCUUGCCCCGUCGAAGCGCAAGGAGCGCUGCACUCGUUCUGCUCGCCAUCAGCAGUGAGGCUACAUAGCAGUGAGGCUACAAUCAGCAGGGAAGCGUAUCCGAGUGCGGCAAGACAAUGUCGAGCAUCGACACGUCGCGCUUCGGCACGGGCUUUGUCCCCGAGGCGAGCAGCAAUGACCGUGCUCCUUCUCCCCCCGUCGCCGCGUCGUCGUCUUCGUGGUGGUGGAGCAACAGCAGCGGCGGCAGCAGCAGCAGCAGCAGCAAAGGAAAGAGCGCCAUCAAGCCAGACGAGAUAUUCAUUGGGGGCGGCAAGUGGGACGACGAGGGCGCUGGCGGCGCAGUGCCCGUCGCGGGCUACCACGGGCGGUGGCCCCUGUAUGGGGACGUGUACAGUGUCAAGAAGCAGAAGCUGAGAGAGGCCGAACGGGAGAGGCUGCGGCUGAUGGGCGCACAGGUCGAUCACGGCUCAUCCUUCCCGUCGUCUUCCUCCUCCUCGUCAUCAUCGUCAUCGUCUGCACCCAUCGAUGCCACAUCGAGCAAGGGAGGCGGGGACCCGGGAUGGCUCUGCAGGAGCGCGGGCGCAUGCAAGCCAUGCUCCGCUGACGAGAUCAUGAGGCCGUUCUGCCAGCCAUAUGGGAACAAGGCGCCGGUCGAGUGCAGGCGGCUGCUCAAUGCCUCGCUCCUCUCGCAAUGGGUCGCAGGCACCACUGAGGACAUCUUUCGCGUCGGAUUGGACGUCGAGCCGCUGUCAUCAGACGGGACAAACGCAACAACGAGUCCGGUGGCGGCAGCGACAGAAGAGAAAGGGCCCAUGCCGUUGGAUGCCAGGGCAGAGAGCAGCGCUCCACCAUCGCCGCCGCCAGCACUGGGAGACUCCGUCUACCGCGGCUACCAGGUCUGCGGACGGUCGAUCGAGGGCGAGACAUGGGACUAUGGCGAGUUCGUGGGCCUCAAUCUCGUCAUUGCGCUCGUCUCCCUCUUUGUGCUCCUGCAGCGGCAGCGCUUCCUCGCCGGACAGCACCGCUCCAUUCUCGCGCGCAGAAUCGGCCGGUCGCCGUUCUAGAGUAGUAGGCCUCAGCAGUGAAACCCUUGCCAAAAGUAUACAUUCAUACCCUUAGAGAGAGAGUCGCUCUAGUAAUAAUAAGACAGCCGCUCCAGUAAGUAGAGAGCCGCUCUGGUAAUACUACUGUCCCUGCUCGAU
Molecule: messenger RNA, 1216 nt
Organism: Acaromyces ingoldii
Lineage: Eukaryota; Fungi; Basidiomycota; Exobasidiomycetes; Exobasidiales; Cryptobasidiaceae
Exons: 2
Coding region: 131-1078 (315 amino acids)
Source: RefSeq, a predicted model, not a curated record